AUGAGAGACGGUCGCAGUGUCUCACGCGACCACCGACACGAGAAAUCGCCGGAACGGCGAUACAACAAGAAACACCACCGCAGCGCUUCCCGUGAUCUAAGUCGUCAACACGAUUCGGACGAGGAUCGGAGAUACCGAAAUACCAAACGCACGAGAAACGACCACACCAUAAUGGGAGCUACACCCUUCACAGAAAGAAUCUUAAGAGCGAAACUUCCCAAAGGUUUCGACAAACCCACCGACAUGAAGUAUGAUGGAACCAAGGACCCUCAGGAACAUCUAACGGCCUUCGAGGCCAGAAUGAACCUAGAAGGAGCGGCCGACACAGUCCGGUGCAGAGCCUUCCCGGUAACCCUUGCCGGACCGGCGAUCAAAUGGUUCAACGCCCUCCCGAACGGAUCCAUAGCCAGCUUCCACGACAUAGCACGAAAAUUCAUGGCCCAGUUCACGACCAGAAUCACCAAAGCCAAACACCCCAUCAGCUUAUUAGGGGUCACACAAAAGCAAGAAGAAUCCACAAGGAAAUACCUCGACCGCUUCAACGACGAAUGCCUAACGGUCGACGGACUCACAGAUUCCGUUGCAAGCCUUUGCCUGACUAACGGGCUCAUGAAUGAAGAUUUUCGCAAGCACCUCACUACUAAACCAGUAUGGACCAUGCACGAAAUCCAGAACGUCGUCAAAGACUACAUCAACGACGAAGAAGUCAGCCAGGUCGUCGCUGCCAACAAGCGGCAGCACGCCAACACCCAACACGGCAAUUCGGCUCCCCGUCAUAACCCAACACCCAAAGAGAAUCAACGGGACCAUCCCAGACCGACCAAACGGCCACCAAGAAUAGGCAAAUUCUCUAAUUACACGCCCCUAACAGCACCAAUUACGGAGAUAUACCAUCAAAUAGCAGAUCGAGGCAUCAUUCCAAGAGCCUGA
This is a messenger RNA of Arachis stenosperma, 930 nucleotides long. RefSeq lists its product as uncharacterized. The coding region runs from base 1 to 930 and encodes 309 amino acids. The transcript has a single exon. The record is from RefSeq and is a predicted model, not a curated record. Lineage: Eukaryota; Viridiplantae; Streptophyta; Magnoliopsida; Fabales; Fabaceae.